UAUUGCUGCAUUGUUACCAUUUUAUAGCUGACUGUCUUUGGCAACGGAGCCACCCUGUUGAUUGAAUUUUCAAGUCAGGAGCAUCAAGACCGAGGGAUCUUGGCAGAGACGAAGACAGCUAAGGAACGAAACAAGAUGCUUAACUUUGACAGUGGAUACCAAGUCUGUGGACUGCUGUGGAUUCCAAUUGCUUUAAUGACAGUGGUCAUCGCUGCAGUGGCAAGUCCUAUCUCGGCCAGGGUCUGUGUUCUGAAGAUAGAUUUGAAUUCACCCGGGAGCGGUGUACAUAUAAGACGGAUCAUCAUGCCACCGGGCGAUCCCUGCACCUGCACAGUGGUCAGACGGAGUGGACACUGCCCCUACACAGCUCAGAUCCAGGGACAAGACCCACUGGUGUAUAUCGACAUGCUACCGGUGGUUACAGCAGAGACAGUCCGUAAUCAAUUUCAUUGCACUGCCAAUCAGACGGAGUCAACUUCCGAAGUCAGCAAAGUCGGCUCAGAGUCGACUCCCAAAGUCACUACCAUAGCCCAAGAGGUAGACUCGACAAUCAUUACAUCCAGUGCUCCAGGGGCGACAACAGAUGUCACUAUCUACUCAGAGCCGACAGUCACCGCUGCAGACUGUCAGGAGAUCUUGGAUGCCGGUUUUACAACUAGCGGUGUAUACACUAUUCGGAAUGACGGUCAGACUACACAGGUCUACUGCAGCAUAGAGUCGGAAGCCAGCUUUAUAGUGUUUCAACGACGCAUCAACGGUUCCGUUAGCUUCGACCGCACUUGGCAGGAGUACGCCGAGGGUUUCGGCAAUCUGACCGGGGAGUUCUGGCUGGGCAACGAGAAGCUGUAUGAUCUGACUCGUAAUGGCUCAUGGGAGCUGGUCAUUACUCUGAGGGCGUUCGAUGGAGGGGAAGCCUAUGUUCGUUAUAGGGACUUCAAGAUAAGCUCAGCUCGAAACUUUUACAGGCUUCAAGUGGAUUUCAUCGAUGGAAACGCAGGAGAUUCCCUCGUGAAAUUACUCUUGAUGCCCUUUACAACUGUCGACAAAUAUGACUCACAUGAAUCCGAAAUCCUGAGCUGCGGCCAGGUGGCCCACUCGGGCUGGUGGUUCAGAAGAUGCAACCGGAUCGACAGCAACUUGAACGGCGUGUACCACAGUAGCCCAGUCGUUGAUGACUACCAGGGGAUACAGUGGGUGUCCUGGAAGGGAAGUCGGUACUCUCUGAAGGGGUGUGAUAUGAAAAUGAGGCGUAUUCUCAAUGAAUAGAUAUAUUAAUGAGGUACGAGACCACCAAGUUCUUCAGUGGAAUCUUAGGAGUGUUAAUUUCGACUGGUGUAUUUACGUUGAAACUCUUCAUAACUCUUGCUGUUGGGCCUAGUAGGUCAACAAACUAGACGGUCGUUAAAGGUUCCUCUUUAAUUACACUUCGAUUUCACUUGCUGGGAUAUGGCCACCACUUGAACCUAGGUUUCCAGUUAUUAUCGCCAGAUACUCCGACCGACGUAUGCAGAAACUCAAGACCCAGUCUUAUCUGUUUCUUGCUACAGCGUCCAUUAUUUUCCAUUUCAUUACUUGCCAGAUACCGAAUUGGUUUGAGCAAGUUGGCAUCAGGAAUGAGGGACAACCAGCCCCAAACACAACCAGUCCCCAACCAAUGGACAUUCAGUUUCCUUGUUCGUGUUCAUCAAUUACCUGUUGGCCUCGAACACAGUGUAUUGGAACGCUUGUAGAAAUGUUCUCCCUUAUCGGUACUGUUGAAUACAUUUUGGUUUACCUUUUCCUCACGACGAAAAAGUUAUGGUGGAGGUGGGGGUAAUGAUCCAAGUUGUGGGGAAUUAUACCCCACCCAUCCACCCUGGAAUUCUGCUUAUAAGACGCUUUCGGGGCCUUAUUAGUAAUAUUCGCGUUGAAUGCUUUGUUUGGUUAUCUAUUUUUAUGCUGUUGCCACUCGGCACUGUUAAUUGAUAUUACAGAGUAGGCCUACAUGCCUGUUAUUAAUAUGAAAUGUGACAGAUGGUGAAUUCGCAUUCUGAAAAAUGUGCUGUUAACGAUUAUAAUUUCGUCAUUAUAAAACGGCAUGUUAAAGUGAAGACUUGAUAAUUUUUUUUCAAAUUUUGAUUAGCUAGUGAGAAUGUAAUUAGAAUUGGUUAUAAAUCUGUGUGACGUAAGAUUUUGAAAAUGUAAGCUUUUUUUAGGAAUUAGAGCUAACCGGAACCCACUGUCGGUAAGCGGUGAGCAUGCAGUACGCGACAAGUCACGUUGGUGAUAGGCAGGAUCAAACCUAAACAGACAUGUAUACUUGUGUGCAAGUGAAAUCUUGUCAUUACAUACUGGGAUACAACGAGUUUUAUCUGGAGAAUAUGUCGAGCUUUUCGAAGCCAAAAUGAUUUCACCAGUUGACAAGAUCUCAGGGUCUCUGAUGAGGUUAACAGGAUAUAACUUCCGUUGAUAAGAUAAAUACCCUGGCUAUAUUCUGCCAGGGUGCUUGUCUUAUCAAGGUGGACGACCUGUCUCGGCCGGAUGACUUAAUACAUGUCAGACCUUUGUUCAAUAAACACGUUGUGAAUCAAGU
Acanthaster planci (crown-of-thorns starfish) is the source of this 2572-nucleotide messenger RNA. RefSeq lists its product as uncharacterized. Lineage: Eukaryota; Metazoa; Echinodermata; Asteroidea; Valvatida; Acanthasteridae. The record is from RefSeq and is a predicted model, not a curated record.